AUGCCACUGUUGUUAUUGUUGUUUUUCGGUGUUGUUGUUGUUGUUGCUGCUGCUGCUGUCUUCACCGGUCAUCUCACCACAAUUGUCGUUCUCUCACAGCAAUGUGAAAUCCAGUUUCUGCGAGCCAAAAUUACUGCCCUUCUGCCCGGCGAACCCAAACAGGUGACCACGGCGUGCAGGGAUUUUGAUGAGCUCAAGAGUUGAGGAACUGCUGAUCCAUCUCGGCCAGAUGUUGAUGAGGCCUUUAGCCACCUACCCAGAUCUGUGGAUGACGCUUCACGAUGGAAUCAGAACUUGCCUGAACGUCCAUACAACUGGGAUCAUCCGAAGUGGCUCGACGAUGCACGGCACGAUUGCCCCUCUGUAGUCAAGGACAAGAUUGUUUCUGCUCACCAGGACCUAUCUAGUGAGAAGUCCACACGUGUUAGCACCGCAAAGCCGGAUGCCUAUCUACAGCAG
Messenger RNA from Dibothriocephalus latus, 459 nucleotides. The record is from the annotation of a GenBank genome assembly. Lineage: Eukaryota; Metazoa; Platyhelminthes; Cestoda; Diphyllobothriidea; Diphyllobothriidae.